CGCCGGCGCUGCUGACGUGUCUGCUCCCUCCCCGCCGCCGGGCCCGCCAACAUGGCCGCAGCCCCGCUGCCGGACCACCGGCUGCUCCUCGCCCUGCUGCUGCUCCUGCCGCUGCUCCUGUCCCCGUCGCCCCCCGCCCUCUGCGCCGCCGCCGGGCCCGACCUGGGCCGCCGCUUCGCCGAGCGCAAGCGCUGCGCCGACCCCGAGUGCAGCAUGUUAAUGUGCCGAGGGAAGGCGAUGCAGGAUUUUAAAGGUCCGGAUUGUCGCUUUGUAAAUUUUAAGAAGGGAGAAGCAGUGUACGUAUAUUACAAACUAAUAGGAAAAUCAACUGAGCUGUGGGCUGGAAGUGUUGGAAGCGAUUUUGGAUAUUUUCCAAAGGAUUUACUUGAAAUAAACCAUAAUUAUUCCAAUGAGGAGCUAGAAUUACCAACAGAUGAAACAGAUUUUGUUUGCUUUGAUGGCGGAAGGGAUGAUUUUGAUAAUUACAAUGUGGAUGAGCUUUUGAAGUCGUUGCAAGAGACGACAGCAAAUGAAGGGGACACUGAAUCAAAUGAUCCACAGACAAAACCAGCUGAAGGAAUUGAAGGGGAUGAGGAGAUUGAACAGGUUGAUGAAGUGAAGUCCCUUAAUGCUUUGGAGACAGACAAUCUUGAGCUAAGCACAGAGGAAAAGGAGGCCCCCGCCAUGACAGAGGAAGUGGACAGUUCUCUUACAGAAGGAACUGAAAAUACUGGGGGAGACUCCAGUGUCAAUAGUCACGAAGAAAACUCUCAGGGAGAUCAAAUUGCACAUGAGCACUUGAAAGGAAUGCUACAUGGGAAACUAAAAGGGCUAGAAAGUGAAAAUACCAAAAACACUAGUGUUCCUCAGGGUGAAACCAGUCAACUUGAUGACGAGGAUGAAGAAGUCAAUGCCUAUACACUUUUAAACAGAGAGCUCUCUGUGAACUUGAAAACAAAAUUUGGCUCAACUGCUGAUGCUGUUGUAUCAGAUGAUGAAGUGACUCGACUUGUUACAUCGCUGGAAGAUGAUUUUAAUGAAGACUUGAGCAUUAAUGCUCAUGAUGCAGAGGAGGAACCAGACUUUACAGAUCAGUCUGAAGAAAUCCCUCUGCUGUCUUUUAUGGCAGAGGAAGAAAUUACAUCCCCAGUGGAUUCAGAAGAUGAUGAAAACGAUGACAUUGAGUCACAAAGUCAUGAACCCGAUGAACAUGCAAAGGGUGCUACAGAGCUAAAUAACCAAAGAGAUAAUGAGGAAGAACCUGAUUCAGAUGCAUUAAUUCUUAAGGAUGCCUUCAGUAAGAGCAAGAAGUCAGGUGACAGUAUAAGUGUGGACAGGUCCGAAUCUAAACAAACAAAAGAGAAACAAGAUGAGGUAAUGCUCAUUAAUAAAAGAGAAGCACCAGCAACAACUCAACCUGAGGUUCUCUUCAAAGAACACCUUAGGAAGGAACCUGUAGGUACAGGUGAUCUGGGUUCAAAAGAACAAACAAACAAAACUGAACAGUUUGAAGAGCAGCUCAUGGCUGAUGGAACUGAGACAAGUACUGAAGAGCUGAAAAGUAAAGCUGUGCCUGAUCCUCGUGUUUUGCCUAGUCCAGGAGAUGAUCUGGAGUCCAAAUCAUUUGUUAAAAGCAAGCAAGAUGCUUUAAACCCAUCCAUUGGCAAUAGCAACAAAAGUCCAGAAGGAGUGCCGUUUGCUCGAAUAGAGAAAGAUGAGAAAAAGUUUGAGGAUGAUACCUUGGAAGAGGUCUUGGAAAAUGAUUUCAAGCACAGAAAACGAUGGGAGAAAGCAAAGAAGGGAAGAGCUGAGAACAAGCCUGUUGAUGUUCCAGCCAAACCAGUGGAAGAUGCAAAAAAUGCAUCUCAAAGUGACUUAGGAGAUACUGACCUAUUGAAAGAAAAACUGGAGCAUGGAAUGACCACUGUGGAGAAAGAGCCUCUAAGACAUGAAGAAGAUUUGAAACAAACAGGGGAGACUGAUGAUGAAAAUCAAAAAACUGCCUCUCUUAACAAAGAACCUGAAAUAAAAUGGAGAAACAUGAAAGAAACCCCUGCAGGGGAGGGAGACGCAAGCCGUAGAGGAGCUGUCGAGCAACCUAGGCCAUGGGAAAAUGAGACUGAGUAUUCGGAGGUAGAUGUGAAAGAAGAGCUUUCAAGAAAUCUUGGCAAGAUGACAGUAUUUGAAGAAAGCAUCGAGAAAAGUUCCCCUGAAGAAAAAUCAAGAAGCACUACACAGAAUACUAAGACAGAGUAUCUUACUCUGCAAAGAACUACUCAUACUGAGGAUAGAGAUUCAGACAGAAAUCUUGGCACAAAUUUAGCUAAAGAAAGAACACCAAGACCAGAAUUGCAAUCUGAAGAGCCAGAUGCUAAAGACGAUCCUGACCUGAAACCAGUAGAAGAAGAGCUACUGGAAGAUGAGAAUGCUGCAAGUGCAAAGCUGUUGCAAGCAAGGGCUGCAAAUGUACAAGGUGGCACACUAAACGUUAAAAGUACAAAUCCUGAUUUAGAAGUACCAAGUGAAGCUGUUUCGGGAACUGCAAACCCUAUUUAUGAAACAGGAGAGGAAAUAAACACAAUUUCUAAGGAGGCUAAAAAAACAGUCAGCAUGCAAGAUGCAAGCCAGACUGGGAACAAAGAGGCUGACGUACCAGAGAGUGAAGGUGCUGAAUUGGAUGAGAUGGAACAUGUCAUGAAAGAUGAUAAUGAGUCUUCUGAAGCUGAGGAGCCAUUAGCUGCAGAACAGCAUAAAUUCCAAUUUCCUGAUAUAGAAGACAACAAUGACUUUAACCAAAGGGAAGAUCAUCUUCCAGAGGACUUUUCACAGAAAGACUCAAAAGAGGUACAAAAUUUAGUGCAUACAAGAAAUGACCACCAGCAGUCUGUACAUUUCUCCAGCCCUGCUGACAGCUCAGCAGCCACAGAUGACACUGUAACAGACUUCAGCGAGUCUGUGAAGCAGCUCACAAUAAUGAGAGACUUUCUUGAUGAAAAGCGUGUAAUACGUCUGCAAAAGUACCUUGGACGUCAACAUGUGGUUAGGGUGGAAGCCAUGUUCCACGACAUGAAGGUAGAGAUGGAGCUUGCUCGGAAGGCAAGCCAUAAUAAUGAAGAUACAGAAAAAGCUUUGGACCAGAUACUUGAGUUUUCAGAAUCAAGCAUUAUGGAUGUUGUAGGAAAAGUUCUGGAUUCCAGAGUGGCAGAAAAUAAAGAGGAGGUGGUGAAAGAGAUGGAUUUGUAUGAUGAGGAGAGUGCGCUGAUGGAUGAUAUUCAAGAGCUAAUAUAUUCUUUAAGGAGUAAAUAUUCAUCUGCUAGUGACAGUGUUCCACUUGCAUCCAUUCCAGAACAGGAGGAUGAUCUGCUGCACUUUCAAGAUGGUGCAAAAGAAGCUGAAUAUUACAGAGUUUCCAUCAGAAACCCCAAUGCCAUGGAUGAGAGCAAUCGAGAAUUUCAGCAGCUUGAAGACAAGAGGCCUGAACAGCCUGUUGAGGAGAAGGAGGAGAGGGCUGUUAAUGUUCCACCUGUGCAUGAGGAGGCAAACUUCUCAGAUAGUAGAGAAGCUGAAGAAGACUAUGAUAUUGAAAGAGGAUCACUGCUGGAAGAUACUUCCUUUGGGUCAGUUGAUUCAAGACAGAGUGCCAGGGAAGAUACAGCUGCAGGUGUUCCUGUGAGGAGUGCUGGAAGCCUUGAGAAGAAUCAGGGCAGAUGCUGGUCGAGCCUCUGCUCACAGGAGCUGUUCCACAGUAUACCAGCAGGCUGGGCAGGCCCCGAGGCGGCGGCGGGGGGCGCCGGGCGAACGGCGGGACGCGGGGCGGAGGCCGGCGCCUCCUCACGGGGAGCCCUGGGCCCGGCGCGGGAGCUGCUGCGGCGGUUGGUUGCUACCCUGCCUGAGGAAAUUCGUCCUGGGCCUGAUUUCCAUGGACUUCCAUGGGAGCCUAUUAUUAUCACUGCCUUAGUGGGAAUUGCCACGCUUGCUAUAAUUUUCUGGAGAACCUGCCUUUCAGUAAAGAGUAGAAUAUAUCAAGUGACUGAAAAGCAACUUGCUGAAAAAAUUAAAAACCUUCUGCAAGAAAAAACAGAAAUCUUAGAAAAGAUGUCAGAAUAUGAUCAAAAGAUAAAGGAAGCAAAGGAAUCUGUGAAAGUGGCCCGAGAACAACAAGAUGUUCUCUCUGAUGAAACUACAGGGCUUAAGGACACUGUCAAAGGGUUGGAAGAAGCAAAUCGUCAGCUAGAUGACAAAGUAAAAAAUCUGCACACAAUGCUUGAAGCGGAGAGGAAAAAGAAUGAGAAGAAACAGAACAAGAUCUCUGAAACUCAGAAGUCCCUGGCGAAACUUCAAGAGGCUAUCAGUGUGCAUUCUGUAGAGCUUUCAGAGGUGCAGAUUGCUCUUAAUGAAGCUAAACUAAGUGAAGAAAAGGUGAAAUCUGAGCUUCAUCAUGUGCAGGAAGAGAAUGCCAGACUGAAAAAGAGUAAGGAGCAACUGCUAAAGGAAGCUGAAGGUUGGAGUGAGAGGCAUGCUGAACUCACUGAGCAGAUCAAACUGUAUCAGAAAUCUCAGAAGGACUUAGAAGAAGCACUUGCCUACAAGGAAAAUGAGAUUGAAGUUUUAACUAACUGCAUUAUGCAGCUGAAGCAGCUCGACAUGGAUUCAGCAUCUGAGGCCGAGAAGGAUGGCGAAGGGUGCAAAUGGGCUUCAGGAGACGAUCUGGCCAACGGCGAGUUGCCAGAUAAUGAGAGUGAGAAGAUGAAGUCUCAGAUUAAGCAGAUGAUGGAUGUCUCCAGGGUAAAAACUAUGUUAUCCAUAGUUGAAGAAGACAGAAAUCUUCUGCAAUCCAAACUGAGUGAUGAAGUAACAGCAAGACAUGAGCUGGAAGAGCAAAUAAAAAAAUUAGAACAUGACUCGUGUUUGCUCCAGUCAGCCAAAGCUCGACUGGAAAAUGAUUGCAAAACAUUACAGCAGAAAGUGGAGAUUCUUGGUGAACUGUACCAGCAGAAGGAGAUGGCACUCCAGAAAAAGCUAACCCAGGAAGAGUAUGAGCGUCAGGAGAAGGAGCAGAAAUUGUCUGCUGCAGAUGAAAAAGCAGUGCUGGCCAUCGAGGAAGUGAAAGUUUACAAGCAGAGGAUCCAAGAUAUGGAAGAAGAAUUGCAAAAAACAGAGAGAUCUUACAAAAACCAGAUUGCUGCUCAUGAGAAGAAGGCACAUGACAAUUGGCUUAUUGCCCGCUCUGCCGAGAGAGCUCUGGCUGAAGAAAAAAGAGAAGCAGCCAACCUGAGACAAAAAUUAAUAGAAGUAAACCAAAAAAUUGUCAUGCUUCAAAGACCAUUGAUUGUAAAGCCAACUCCAGGCAGACCUGAUCGCCCAGUCCCACCACGACGAGGGCCCUUAAGCAGAGAUGGCUCUUUUGGCCCGUCACCUGUGAGUGGAGGAAAUCCAUCACCCACCCAGAUGAUAGAAGUUCCUGCUCGGCCCCUUUCUGCUCCUCGGAGGGAAGGCUCGAGGGGUGAAUUCGGUUCCGUGGUAGAUGGGCCCCCUGUUCCACGAAGGCCACCGGAGUUACCUGGAAGGAUGUCUGUACCUGAUCUUGGGCCUGCUGUAGCAUCCCUUAUCAGCAGCAGGCCAAGAACCUCCUCCCCUUCCACAGGAAUGGAUGGAGUGCACCCCUCUCCCAAAGAGUCUGAAGCCCUCUGUGUAACUACUGAUUCACCUUCAUCUGUUGAACCAGCUACAGCUAAUGCUAGUCCCAAAGGUCCACCGUCUUUCCCGGCCGGGACACCCAUCAUGACCUCCCCGGUGAUGGGACCUCCGCCUCCGCCGCCUGUUCGCUACGGACCACCGCCAGCCCCUCUCCGUGGGCACUUUGGGCCUCGACCUCUCCCCGUGCCCCUAGUUCGUGGUGCUCCUUUGCCACCUCCAGCUGCGAGAGAUUUCUUACCUGGCCCACCCUUAGGAAUGAGAGAUCUGCCUCCUGGCCCGCUACCGCCGCCUCCAGAUCCCAGAGGCUAUGGACGUGGGCACCCGCCUUUUCGACCCCUCGGUCCUCCUGGCCCAAGAGAUUAUCCUCCAGGCCCGCGGCUACCCCCGCCUGGCCCGAGAGACUAUACGCCGCCUUCUAACAGAGACUUGCCUCCAUCGGGACCCAGGGACUACCCUGCGGGCCCGCCGCCGCCAGGCGCAAAGGAUUACGCACAGCCUCCAGCCCAGAAACCCUAACUGCAGCGUUCGGUCAGCAGCUCAACGGAAUGGACUCCAGCGCACUUCCUGCGGUCAGGAUUUUAGGAAAUGACUCUCUGGUGGAAGCCAUUUGUCUCAUUUCGGUAUAUUUCAGCUUUUGUGGAUUAAUUUUUAUCCAAUUGCUACAGACAUCUUAUGUGCAUUUAUGAUCACCUUAAACUCAUCCAUCCUCUUGGGCUGCAAGAACCUUUUUGUGAUGGACUUGAACCUACUCUAAACGUGCAAUAGAAAGGGAGUACCUGUGUGGCUAGUUUUAAUUAAAUGUAGCCUCUGUAACCAGUUGGUGAAUGAACUAAUUUCGUGAAAAAUGUAAAUCAAAUCAUUUCCUGUGGAAAUAAUUUUUUAAGUAAAAUGCUAUUCUACCUGCCUUCUCCAUCACAUCAUUAAGCUGCAGUGACUGUAGGCCAGGGGUUUACAUGAGGACUGAAAGUUGGUUGGGUUUUGGUUUUUUGUUGUUUUUUUUUUUUU
This is a messenger RNA of Falco peregrinus (peregrine falcon), 6702 nucleotides long. It is a transcript of the gene MIA3, whose product is annotated as MIA SH3 domain ER export factor 3. The record is from RefSeq and is a predicted model, not a curated record. Gene Ontology annotation, biological process: endoplasmic reticulum to Golgi vesicle-mediated transport; vesicle cargo loading; protein secretion. The transcript is spliced from 30 exons. Lineage: Eukaryota; Metazoa; Chordata; Aves; Falconiformes; Falconidae. Gene Ontology annotation, cellular component: endoplasmic reticulum exit site; endoplasmic reticulum membrane. Bases 52 to 6213 code for a protein of 2053 amino acids. Gene Ontology annotation, molecular function: protein binding.